Drosophila sechellia is the source of this 1207-nucleotide messenger RNA. Its product is annotated as mitochondrial import receptor subunit TOM40 homolog 1. Gene Ontology annotation, biological process: protein import into mitochondrial matrix. The record is from RefSeq and is a predicted model, not a curated record. Gene Ontology annotation, cellular component: mitochondrial outer membrane. Gene Ontology annotation, molecular function: transmembrane protein transporter activity. The coding region runs from base 162 to 1127 and encodes 321 amino acids. NCBI's taxonomy places the organism in Eukaryota, Metazoa, Arthropoda, Insecta, Diptera, Drosophilidae. The transcript has 4 exons.
GUUUCUUGUUGCUGAGUAAAAAUAAAAAGCAACAGUUUCAGUUCAGCUUUCAUCAAACGCCACCAAAAACCCGAACAGCGCAAGAUCAAUACCAACUUCUAUAUCACACUGCUUGCCGUUUCUUCCACAUCUCUCCAGCAAAACACCCACCCACCAUCGAUAUGUCAUGCAAGAAUUGCCCCCCCUACAAGAACUCCGAACUGGGCAUCUUCUUUCCGGAUUGCUUCGAACGCGUCAGCGGACAUUGCAACAAGAAGAAUCCCGGCAAUGUCCAGAAUCUGCACAUCCUGGCCCAUCGGGUUAUGCCCAAGUUCUACGAUGGCAUCGAACUGGACUACCUCCACCGCCUGGCUCCCAACAAAUACAUCACGGCCUCCUGGGUACUCAGUCACAUCAGGCCAUCUGGGUUUCGCUUCGGAGGACUCUACACGUUUCGGGUUCAAGACGAUACUAUGUACACCCCAACCAUUAUGGGCGACAUACAUCCCACUUCGCUCGCUGCCAACCUGAACAUCCUGUACUAUCCUUUUCAAUCCCUUCGCAUGGAGGCCGUGCUGCAGAAGGCCAGAGAAACCGCUCCGGUGGAGAGCCAGUAUACGGUCGAGUGGACGAGGCCAUGUGACACGUGGACCGCCAACUUCUACAAUGUGCGGAAUGAAAAUGGACGUUGCACGAUGUCCGUGAUGAGAUCGGUAUCCGCCCAUUGGGCACUCGGCGGGGAACUUCUGCUGGAGUGGAACGAUCCCCAGAAACUGACUCCGGAUCUGGCACUCGCAGCACGUUACUCCCAUUAUAACUACUCAUUGGCUGCCACUGCAUCGAGGCAGGGAUUGGAUGUCAGCUACUGGCAGCGCAUUCAUCCCCAUAUCCAGAUGGCCAAUCUCUUGGCGUGGAAUCGUAAUACCCGAAAGACCAUUGCCACAAUAUGCUAUCAGUGGAACUUCUGGAACUCAGCUGUGCAUGGGAUGUUCGAUUCGGAUGCCUCCGUGGGCUUUAUGUGGACAAAAUAUCUGACGCAUUUGCCACUGCAAAUGGGUUUCAGUGUAGUGAUGAACCUGCCCACAGAUCGAUUUGCCUUCGGCAUGCGUUUUGUUUUGGACCCAAGUGGAUUGAGACGUGGCGAGUAAUUUUCUGUAAUAGUUUUUCUAUGUGUACAACAAAAUUAUCAAUUGCAAGUUCAGCGAAUUACAAAAUUGGCGUUCGGAAA